AUGGGCAGCAAUGCGCUGGUCUCAAAAAACUUCUGGACCAGUGAAAGGGCAAACACAAAGCAGGCCAAUCCGCCUGGUGACAAGUUGUACAGGCUUCCUUAUCUGGACAAAAUCUUUGAAGAUUACGACUCGACUGCCUGGCCUAUGAACAACAAAGGUAUUCCGACGCCAGUGCGAGUAAGUGUGUACAUCAUGACGUUGGGCCCAAUAAACACAAACAAACUGACGUACGACCUGGACAUUCACCUGCAACAGUCAUGGCACGACCCGAGACUUAACCUGCGGCGCUUUGGAGUAAACCGGACGGUGGGGCUGAACGGUGCAGAGAUUGCGGACAAGAUCUGGAAGCCCGACCUGUACUUCAUGAACGCCAAGCGUGCACGCAAGCACGCCGUCACCAUGCCGAAUGAACUGGUGGACAUCACACCAGAUGGAGACGUCUACUACACAAUGAGGCUCACGCUAGAGUUAGCCUGUCCAAUGAGAUUCAGGCGUUAUCCACUUGACAUCCAGAGAUGCCCCCUGACCAUUAGCACUUAUUCAGAGACAACUAAAAGAGCCAUUCUGGUAUGGGAAGACGUCGAUCCAGUGUUCUUCGAGGGUGAAGUGCAAAUUCCUCAGUUCGACCUGAUGGACAUGGCCUACGAGAACUUUACUAUGUCCUUUGAUACAGGCACAUACAGCGUACUGCAAGCCAACUUCACCGUAUCGCGUGAGCGUGGCUUCUACCUGAUAAACAUGUACUUUCCUACGCUACUGAGCGUUGUCAUUUCCUGGUUCGCCUUCUACCUUCCCCGGACCAACGCUCCCGGAAGACUCUUCCUAGAUCUCGGCAUGCUACUAAACCUGCUCUCAGUGAACAGAGGCGUGCGCUCGGAGCUGCCCCCGGUGUCGUACAUGAAGGCACUGGACGUGUGGAUGGGAGGCUGCAUUUGCGCCGUGUUCGCAUCCCUGCUCGUCUUCUCCUUGGUGAACUACUUGGGACGCAUCAAGCUGCGGCCGAAGCUGUACCGAAAGGUCGACGAUGCCGCAUUUGUACUUGUGACGCGAAAGGAGGAGCUGGCCGAAGAUCCAGAGAACUACGACAGCAAAGAGUACGAGGAGCUGUACAGGAACGCCAAGCGGGCGGACAGCAUCGACCGCUUCGCUCGUGUCGCCUUCCCGUUUGUCUUCCUCGUAUUCAACACCGCCUACUGGUCCCUGUAUUCCAGCCAGGCGUACAUCAGUGUCCAGGGUGAACUGGAGCUCGCCUAG
This is a messenger RNA of Rhipicephalus microplus (southern cattle tick), 1254 nucleotides long. RefSeq names its product glycine receptor subunit alpha-2. Gene Ontology annotation, molecular function: extracellular ligand-gated monoatomic ion channel activity; transmembrane signaling receptor activity. Gene Ontology annotation, cellular component: membrane. Gene Ontology annotation, biological process: monoatomic ion transmembrane transport. The record is from RefSeq and is a predicted model, not a curated record. NCBI's taxonomy places the organism in Eukaryota, Metazoa, Arthropoda, Arachnida, Ixodida, Ixodidae.